Vigna umbellata (rice bean) is the source of this 998-nucleotide messenger RNA. Lineage: Eukaryota; Viridiplantae; Streptophyta; Magnoliopsida; Fabales; Fabaceae. The record is from RefSeq and is a predicted model, not a curated record.
UGCUAAACACCCCACCUUUACUAUAUCAGAUGAAUCAACAACAGAUCAUCUGCUAUUGCAGUACAUGGCUGCUACUGUGGGCUUCAACUGGUUUUUUAAUGCCACGGAAUACUUCUCAUCAGAGGUCCAUUAAGGCAGAACCCGGAUCUAGAAGGAGUAAAGUCCUCUUCUAUCUCCAUGUUGGUUUUCAGAUGCUUUCAGUACUUCUUGCCACAGUUGGAGCUGCAAUGUCCCUGAAAAAGUUUGAAAAUUCAUUUGAUAACAACCAUCAGAAGUUAGGCCUGGCACUUUAUGGUGCUAUAUUGGUGCAAGGCUUGAUUGGAUUUUUCAGACCACACAGGGGAAAAAAAGAGAGGAGUUAUUGGUACUUACUACAUUGGAUACUGGGAACAAUAGUUUCUCUUGCGGGGGUCAUCAACAUUUACACUGGUUUGAAAGCCUACCAUAAGAGAACCUUAAAAAGCACCACACUUUGGACUAUCCUUUUCACUGUGGAAGUCACUAUCAUUGGAUUGGUUUACCUCUUCCAAGACAAAGUGGAAUAUAUGAAAAAGCAAGGAGUGAUUAUAGGAAGUGAGUCGUCAAUUCUGUCAUCUAUCCAAGACAUUCCUCAAAGCCAAACUCAAAAGGAGUUGUUACCGGUUGCAUGUGGAAGAAAGAGAAAUGCACUUGAGAAUUUGUUUGACUAAUGACACUUCUUUCUCUCUCUUUAGAUUACAUUUUUUAGAGGGUAUUGGUUUGUUUUCACUUUGGUUUUUGGUGCCUGCACUUUAUGCAAGUGGGAGCUGAUUUUAUGAAGAUAGAGUGCAUUCAUCAAAAGGUGAAGUUUGAUUGGUGUAUGUUAUCUCUUUUCUUGUAUUUUUUCUAUGCACAUACUUUCACAUGUAUUACGAAUAUUAUAAGUGUGCGUGUGGACACUGACCACAGAAUGUAUAGACAGUUGUGGAAGCAGUCUUUGAAUAUUUGAAUAUGAUUUUGGAAUACAUGAUUAGAAGCAA